This is a messenger RNA of Psammomys obesus (fat sand rat), 699 nucleotides long. Its product is annotated as spindlin-2-like. The transcript has a single exon. The record is from RefSeq and is a predicted model, not a curated record. Gene Ontology annotation, cellular component: cytosol; nucleoplasm. Lineage: Eukaryota; Metazoa; Chordata; Mammalia; Rodentia; Muridae. Gene Ontology annotation, biological process: regulation of DNA-templated transcription; gamete generation. The annotation marks the transcript as partial.
CAGAAGCAGAAGAGAGGCAGGCAGUCUUUCCAGAAGCAGAGGAGGGGCAGACCGUCCCAGGCCCUGAGGAACAUUGUCGGCUGCAGAAUCUCUCAUGAGUGGAAGGAAGGUGAUAAGCCUGUCACCCAAUGGAAGGCCACCGUUAUAGAUCAGCUCCCAAACAAUCCUUCUCUCUAUUUGGUGAAGUAUGACGGGGUUGACUGUGUCUAUGGAAUGGAGCUCCACAACGACAAAAGGAUUUUAAAGCUUAAGAUCCUGUCUCAUAAAGUGUCAUUUCCUCAAGUCAGAGACACCCGCUUCGCAAGCACCAUGGUUGGCAGAGUCGUGGACCACAAUUUUGAAGGCCAACACAGCUCUAUGGAUAAGUGGAGGGGCAUGGUCCUAGCCCAAGCACCAAUCAUGAAGGCCUGGUUUUACAUUACCUAUAAGAAAGACCCGGUCUUGUACAUGUACCAGCUCCUGGAUGAUUACAAAAAAGGUGACCUCCACAUCAUGGCAGAGUCUCCUCCAGCAGAGGUGUCGUCAGAAGAAGGUGGUGAUGUUUUCAUAGGUAAAUAUAUACAAUACACCAAAAGUGACGGGUCCAAAAAGACCGGCAAGGUCCUUUACAAAGCCCUAUCCAGACCUCCUGUGUAUUUCGUCAAGUUUAAUGAUGACAGCCAUAUCUACGUCUACGAUAUGAAAGAAAAGUUCCAUUAA